AUGGCGCAGCAAGGACAGGAACAAGAACACCAGCAACCGCACAAUCCGCGUUCUCUUGGAAGCCGGAUAGUUUCUCUUCCCGAUUCGUUUAGCGACGGUGAUAUCGAACAAUGGCUGAAGAAGUUUGACUUGUGCGCGGAUGCUAAUGGCUGGAAUACAGAAGACGGUGGGACUAAACAAAAGAUCUUACCGACAUAUCUGAAAGGACGUGCUUGGGUGGUUUACGAUCGUCUUACCGCAGAGCAAAAAGAUACGUAUGCACACUUGUGCACAGCUCUCAAGGGAGUGUUCUCACCACCAACGGCAGAACGGCGGCGACUGUCUACGCGUCAAUUCAAAGACCGCAACUGGAAAGCUGGUGAGCCUAUGGAAGUCUACGCAGGAGAGCUGGAGCGACUGAUUGACAAGGCGUACCCGGAACUGUCUGCCGCUAUUCGGCAACAGCAGCUAACCGACAGAUUUAUAGAAGGCAUGCCUGAAUUCGUUCGUCAUGAAUUAGAACUCCACGCAGAAACCACGCUGGAAGCCACAAUUACAAGGGCGAAAGAGUUGAUGCUGUUGAGUGAUCGGCGUAAGACAACCGGAGGAUUACAGGCGGUAGUCCAUGCCGUCGAUGGGAGAUGUCCGCCACCUCCGUGGAAGUCAACAAAAGACGAGUACAUUACGAAGCUAGAGAAGAGACUGGAACAAUUGGAGUUACAGCAACAACAAUCAACGUCUCAAGGGCAACCUACUCAAUAUGCAUACCCAGUUGGACGACGUCCGGCUACCAAACCCGGAAGUGGUGAGCGAUUGUGUUACAAGUGCAAUCGGCCAGGACAUCUGCAACGCGAUUGUCCAUUGUUGAGGUCCACACAGCCACGCGGAGGAGGAUGUUUUAUCUGUGGUAGACAAGGCCACAUGGCUCGUGAUUGUGACCAGAGACGUGACCGACGUGACCAACGAUCUAUGGCAUCAUCAAGAGACAUCGAUCGCCGCGGUAACCACCUGCCCACAACAGGACAGACAUCUAACCGAAACAGUCAAGGGAGGUUUUACCAGGUGAAUGGCAUGGCUAAAUCGUUAGUGGUUUGCGGUACUGUGAAUGGAAUAGAGAGUCCGUGCCUUAUUGAUACUGGCGCGUCUGUAUCGUUGGUCCCUAUAUCAAUGGUGGUUGGAAAACCGCUACUUCCGUGUUCGGUUAAUGUAGAUUUACAGGCGGUCAACGGAACCAGGUUGCAGGUACUGGGGGAGGUCGAUUUGCUGGUCGGUUUAGACCAUUGGGUAGCUCCGCAUCGUUUUAUGGUUGUGACCACAGAUACAGGGCCCAUAUUAGGAUCUGACUUCUACUCCAUCAUGGAAUGA
Corticium candelabrum is the source of this 1344-nucleotide messenger RNA. RefSeq lists its product as uncharacterized. The transcript has a single exon. The record is from RefSeq and is a predicted model, not a curated record. Bases 1 to 1344 code for a protein of 447 amino acids. Gene Ontology annotation, biological process: proteolysis. Lineage: Eukaryota; Metazoa; Porifera; Homoscleromorpha; Homosclerophorida; Plakinidae. Gene Ontology annotation, molecular function: nucleic acid binding; zinc ion binding; aspartic-type endopeptidase activity.